Molecule: messenger RNA, 270 nt
Organism: Eruca vesicaria subsp. sativa (arugula)
Lineage: Eukaryota; Viridiplantae; Streptophyta; Magnoliopsida; Brassicales; Brassicaceae
Source: the annotation of a GenBank genome assembly
AUGUCUGAAGCAACCAAGAAUUCAGUUUCUUUCGAUCCAUCACAGCUAGUUUUAACUUCUGGUGCAGCCUCUGCCAUAGAGAUUCUUUCCUUCUGCUUAGCUGAUUCCGGAAACGCCUUCCUUGUUCCUACUCCUUGUUCACCUGGAUAUGACAGGGAUGUUAAGUGGCGAACAGGAGUGGAACUCAUACACGUUCCCUGUAGAAGCGCGGAUAAUUUCAACAUAUCAAUGCUAGUUCUCGAUCGAGCAUUCUACCAAGCCAAGAAAUAA